AUAUUAUUGAAUUUAAAUUUUUAUUCGAAGUACCUAAAUCCUUUGAAUUUAAAUUUGAGGUAUAUAUCUCUUUAGCAGAUGUUUUAUCACCAUUAAAUGAUAAUGGUUAUUUAAGUAGUGAUGAUGAAAUUGAAGCAGAAUUUAUUAAAACAUCAAAACAAAUUGAUUCAAGAACAUAUACAAUUAAUUUAAAUGGAGAAAGAAAAGCUAUCAUUUUUAUUGGUUGUUCUUUAGA
Dentiscutata erythropus is the source of this 235-nucleotide messenger RNA. NCBI's taxonomy places the organism in Eukaryota, Fungi, Glomeromycota, Glomeromycetes, Diversisporales, Gigasporaceae. The record is from the annotation of a GenBank genome assembly.